Messenger RNA from Podospora bellae-mahoneyi, 582 nucleotides. RefSeq lists its product as uncharacterized. NCBI's taxonomy places the organism in Eukaryota, Fungi, Ascomycota, Sordariomycetes, Sordariales, Podosporaceae. The coding region runs from base 1 to 582 and encodes 193 amino acids. The record is from RefSeq and is a predicted model, not a curated record. The transcript has a single exon.
AUGUCACCCAUAACCCUCCACCAACCCUCCAAAUACUCCCCCUCACCCACCACCAUCACCACCCCCUCCCCAACCAUCGACUUCCUCUCCCGCACCUGGGCCGUAACCCACUCCACCCUCCCCAUGUGGCGCAAAGCCCGCAACGUCAGAAUCACCUACUUCCCCCUCCCCCAACCCACCCCCGGCUCCCCUUUCAAAAUCUCCGACCUGGUCGAGUACGAGCCCCUCGACGGGUCCUCCCUCAAAAACGUCCGCGGCGUCGACACCGCCUCCGUUCCCAACUCCCUCACAAGCUGGGACUGGCGAGGCUCCAGCUUCCUAUUCUUUGUCACCUCCCACUGGGAAAUCCUGGGGUACGGAGAGGUCCCAGAAACGGGGGAGCGAUGGGUUGUAACUUGGUUCCAAAAAACCCUGUUCACGGCUGAAGGGGUGGAUGUGUACAGUGAUCGGAAAGAGGGGCCGAGUGAAGGGUUGAAAAAGGAGAUUUUGGAAGCGUUGGAAAAGAUGGAGGGUGGGGUCGGGGAGUUGUGUAGGAGGGAUAUGCACGAGGUAAAGGUUGAGUUGCCUUGGAGGGAGCAAUAG